AUGAACCGCGAGCCAAGCGACGUGGAGGAUGACGACGAUGAUGAUGACGACGACGAGGAGGAGAGCGAAGAAGACGAGGUGGACGAAGAGUUGGAUGAUGAAGACGAGGACGAGGAUAGCGAGGACGACGCGCGAGGACGAACCUCCGCUCCCUACAAAAGUGGCCCGCGUGAUGCCCGCGGGCCUCCUGGGGACACGACCAUUAUACCAUGGGCGAGGGAAAUUGGCGUGGACCCGCAGAAGAUGCACGUCAUGCAAACUUCCCUUUUCCGAAUGCCGGAAGAAGAACGUGCCCUCAAAGCUCUCAAUCAGCCCCAGUCGCGUAAGAGACUCCUGCUUCCCUCCACCCUCAGCCGGAAACACAGUAGAGACUCCGAAGGCGAGGGCUACCGCGCAGAUUCACGUCAGCGCGCGUCGUUCGCGCACGACAUAGAACCCGAACCGUAUCACCCAUCACGGAAAUACUCGCGCGUAGAAAGCUCUGCAUCCGCGUUUUCAGGCUAUGAGCACGCAUAUAUUGAUGCCGGCCUGUCAUUUGGCCGCUCGUUCCGCGUAGGAUGGGGUCCUGGAGGAACGCUUGUCCACCUAGGCGAACUCUGCGGACCUGCAAGCUCAUCGAAAUCCUCCGCCAACGCUUCAGUCAUCAAGCUCAGCAAGAUACCUCUCCUCUCCGCAGACGCGUCUGACGCGUCAGCGCAGUCCUCCCGCUUGCUCUCCCACCAUCUCAGCAACACCGUGAUUGAAGAAGAUGCAGACGGCGUCCCGUUUGCCAAUCCUUCUCUCAGGCUCACCUUCGCGUCCUUCGUGGCGCAAUUCCCAUCAACCGACCUCUCUUUCGAACCUGCUUUGUUUCGCCUGGGCCACGCUUUGUUCGACCCAAUUGACUUCCGCUUUGACGAUGUUCCGGACGUCCACGUCAGGCAUCGCAUCAGAGCCAUUAGGCGAAAGACCGAACUGUCGAAAUGGCUCAAGACCGCCGUCUCCUCCGCAAUGGACGCCGACCUUCGUGACCAUCUUGACACGAAAUGGGACAGGACGGUAUUCACGUUGCUCAGUGGCUACCAGGUCGAGCGCGCGUGCGAGACGGCGGCCGAUGGCGGUAACGUCAAGCUGGCGUCACUCAUUGCGCAGUGCCCCGGUGACGCAGAGUUCCGGGCAGAUCUGCAGGAACAGCUCGAGAUCUGGCGACAAGAGCGAAUCGACGCUCACAUGGGCGAGGGAACCCGCAAGGUCUACGCGUUGCUGGCCGGAGUUGCGGAUACACUCAAGGGCUCGGGCGGCAGCGGGAUUGAGCAGAGCGCAGACGUGGACCUCGCGCGGGGCCUAGACUGGAAGCGCGCGUUUGGUCUGCAGCUGUGGUAUGGGCUGCCGAUGGACGCAUCUCUCGCGGAUGUUUUCGACGCGUACGACACUUUGUGGAAGGAAGGGCGAUCCAAUGUUGCGCCACCUGCACCCUGGUACGCAGAGCGCCCAGACAGCGCAGACUCGCUCUGGAAGCUACCUAGAGAAGCGCAGCACCCGGACGCUCUAUACUUGCUCAUCAAGCUAGCCGCGGACCCAGAUUGCAAUCUGUCCGAGGUUCUCUCCUCGUUCUCCUUCAGCCCGUCUCCCACCGACUACCGGCUUCCUUGGCAUCUUUACAUCCUCCUCUCCCGGUGCCUGCGUGCCCGCGAUCUCGCGGACAGAGAUACCUCGGUGAGACGAAGAGAUCAAGAAGACGAUGACGGGGUGGAAGGGCACAGCCCCAGUGCCGAUCUGCUGGCGAACAGUUAUGCAUCUCAGCUGGAGCAGCUCGGCAUGAUCCAGGAGGCCGUGUUCGUCCUGCUGCACGUCGAAGGGUCUGCGGGACGGGUGAAGGUGAUCAAGGAGUUGCUGACUCGUUCGGCCGCGAAGCUUGAUGACUGGGUGACCCGUGGGCUCGUCGGGAGUCUCAAAAUCCCCGUAGCUUGGAUCAACGAAGCUAAGGCUAUCCACGCCCUCGACAGCGGGAAGGUGUACGAGGCCUACGAACUGUAUCUCUCUGCGGGAUUGUACAACGCUGCCCACGACAUCGCCGUACUCGAGCUGGCGCCGGACGCUGUCAUUCGUGACGACCUUGCGCUUCUACGCGAACUGUUUGACGUCUUUGACGGCCGCCCUGUCAACGGCUGGAACGAGCGCGGAAAGGUGUUCCUGGACUACGCCCAAGCCCUGACUCGCCUCCCCCAACUGCGGGAACGCCUCGUCCAGGGCGACGGCGCGCUCGAUGCGGACGAAACGUCCGAGCUCGACCACUUCUCCCGUAGCGUGCCCAAGCUUGUCAGCAUCCUUCCGGACGUACUCCCCGAUCGCUCAAACAUUCGCCACACCGCGGCGGCGGCGGAGAUGACCACACGUCUCGUGCGCCAUCUCGACCAGAUCCGGCCUGUGGCCCUCGCGCAAGCUCAGAUCCGGACGCCCUUCUUCGGCGAGGCGACGCGGGUGCGGAACAUCCACUCGACCAUGUACGAGCGGUUCCUCCGGACGAUCGAGGUGGCAUGA
Messenger RNA from Trametes versicolor FP-101664 SS1, 2520 nucleotides. RefSeq lists its product as uncharacterized. The coding region runs from base 1 to 2520 and encodes 839 amino acids. The transcript is spliced from 7 exons. The record is from RefSeq and is a predicted model, not a curated record. Lineage: Eukaryota; Fungi; Basidiomycota; Agaricomycetes; Polyporales; Polyporaceae.